Molecule: messenger RNA, 1329 nt
Organism: Cloeon dipterum
Lineage: Eukaryota; Metazoa; Arthropoda; Insecta; Ephemeroptera; Baetidae
Product: obg-like ATPase 1
Exons: 9
Coding region: 80-1270 (396 amino acids)
Cellular component (GO): cytoplasm
Molecular function (GO): ATP hydrolysis activity; ATP binding; GTP binding
Source: RefSeq, a predicted model, not a curated record
GCACGUUAGCGGCGUGUUUUUAGCUCCAACACAAAGCCUCGCCUACUUUUCUCGAAUUUCGGCCGAUUCCAAAGUCCAAAUGGCGCCGAAAAAGCAGGAAGAAGAGCGGAAGCCGCUGAUUGGCCGCGUCGGCACCAACCUGAGGGUCGGCAUCGUGGGAAUUCCGAACGUGGGCAAGUCCACGUUCUUCAACGUGCUCACCAAGUCGCAGGCUGCCGCCGAGAACUUCCCCUUCUGCACCAUCGACCCCAACGAGAGCCGCGUGCCUGUCCCUGACCCCAGGUUCAACUUCCUCUGCGACUAUCACAAACCUCUCAGCAAAGUAUCUGCGUUCCUGAACGUGGUUGACAUCGCCGGGCUGGUGAAGGGCGCCUCCGAAGGCCAGGGUCUGGGCAACGCCUUUUUGUCCCACAUCAAAGCCUGCGACGCUGUCUUCCACUUGUGCAGAGCCUUUGACGACCCUGACGUGACUCACAUCGAGGGCGAGGUGAACCCUGUCAACGACCUGGACACGAUCGCCGAGGAGCUGCGGCUCAAGGACGAGGAGCAGCUGAUGACCCAGUUGGACAAACUCGAGAGGGUUGUCGUCAGGGGCGGAGACAAGAAAUUGAAGCCGGAAUAUGACGUGCUUUGCAAAAUCAAGCAAAUACUGGUGGACGAAAAGAGACACAUUAGAUUUGGAGAUUGGAAUGCUGUGGAAAUUGAAGUCCUGAACAGGUAUCUGUUUCUCACGUCGAAGCCAGCCUUGUAUUUGGUGAAUUUGUCGGAAAAAGACUACAUUAGAAAGAAGAAUAAAUGGCUGAUAAAAAUCAAAGAGUGGGUCGACAAGAACGAUCCUGGUGCUAUGAUCAUUCCUUUCUCUGGAGUUUUCGAGUCCAAAUUCUCAGAGAUGAAUGAAGAAGAACGCCAAGCCUACAUGAAAGAGCAGAAUGCCGUCAGUGUUUUAGACAAAAUCAUCGUGCAGGGAUACAAGUGUCUGCAGCUCAUUUACUUUUUUACGGCUGGACCUGACGAGGUCAAGGCCUGGACAAUUCAGAAAGGAACAAAGGCGCCUCAGGCUGCCGGCAGAAUCCACACGGACUUUGAGAAAGGUUUCAUCAUGGCGGAAGUGAUGCAUUUUGACGAUUUCAAAAACGAGGGAACCGAGGCCAAUUGCAAGGCCGCUGGAAAGUACAGGCAGCAAGGCAGAAACUACGUUGUGGAAGAUGGGGACAUCAUUUUCUUUAAGUUCAACGCUGGUGCUGGUUUGAAGGAAGCGAAAAAGAAGUGAUCUGAAUGUGUGAAUUGCGUGCAAGGAAAUUUUUUAUCAAUAAAAAAUGUGAUUUCAAU